Messenger RNA from Brassica rapa (field mustard), 4303 nucleotides. RefSeq names its product probable sulfate transporter 4.2. Gene Ontology annotation, cellular component: membrane. The record is from RefSeq and is a predicted model, not a curated record. Gene Ontology annotation, molecular function: secondary active sulfate transmembrane transporter activity. Gene Ontology annotation, biological process: sulfate transmembrane transport. Lineage: Eukaryota; Viridiplantae; Streptophyta; Magnoliopsida; Brassicales; Brassicaceae.
CGUCCAGCCUAGUCACCAAGUAUGUUGCAUACUUAAAAUGUGGAGUCAGAGGCUUAUAACAAAACAGUAAGCAUAGUGAUUAUUAAGACACGUUGUCAUAUUAUAUACACAUACCAUAAUGAAUGUAGCCGGCUUUGCGUCCUCAUCCUUCCUCUCUGGCACUACGUUUGCUCUCUGCUUCUUCAUGCUACAAUCAGUGAUACGUCGCUCUUCUUCACAUUUGAUCUCUCUACCCUCCACCAAUUCUGAUGUCUUUCACCGUCAGUGAUAUCACCACCACCGCCUCCUCCUCUUCUUCUUCUCCGGCUAUUCCAGUUAAGGUCAUUCCUCUACGGCAUCCCGAUUCCACCUCUUCUGAUGAUGGUCCUCGCCGUCCAUCCAUUCCCUUACAUGAACUUUUCUCCGGAUGGACGGCGAAGAUCAAGAGUAUGACGUUCUUCGACUGGUUGGAUACGUUAUUUCCUUGCUUCAUUUGGAUACGAAGUUACCGGUGGCAUCAGUACUUUAAGCUUGAUCUCAUGGCUGGCAUCACCGUUGGUAUUAUGCUUGUCCCCCAGUCAAUGUCAUAUGCAAAGUUAGCUGGGCUUCAACCAAUAUACGGUUUAUACUCCUCAUUUGUGCCGGUGUUUGUGUAUGCCGUAUUCGGCUCAUCUCGUCAGCUUGCAGUUGGACCUGUAGCAUUGGUUUCUCUUCUUGUCUCCAACGCUUUGGGUGGAAUCGUUGAUCCAUCUGAAGAGCUAUACACUGAGCUCGCCAUUUUGUUGGCACUUCUGGUUGGAAUAUUUGAGUGCGUCAUGGGGUUUUUAAGGCUUGGAUGGCUUAUUCGUUUCAUAAGUCACUCAGUCAUUUCUGGAUUUACAACUGCUUCAGCUAUUGUGAUUGGAUUAUCCCAAUUGAAAUACUUCCUGGGGUACAACGUUUCCCGGAGCAGCAAGAUUGUGCCACUAGUUGAGAGUGUAAUAGCUGGAGCUGAUCAGUUUAAGUGGCCACCUUUCUUGUUGGGAUCUACCAUUCUGGUGAUCCUUCUAGUAAUGAAGCAUGUGGGAAAGGCAAACAAGGAACUCCAGUUCAUACGAGCGGCAGGGCCCCUCACAGGGCUUGCUUUUGGUACGACCAUUGCGAAAGUGUUCCAUUCACCUUCCAUCUCACUGGUGGGAGAUAUACCUCAAGGCCUUCCAAAGUUUUCUUUACCAAAAAGUUUUGAUCAUGCAAAAUUAUUGCUUCCAACAGCGGCACUCAUCACUGGUGUGGCCAUCCUGGAAUCUGUAGGCAUUGCCAAAGCACUAGCAGCGAAAAACAGAUACGAGUUGGAUUCAAACUCAGAGUUGUUUGGUCUUGGUGUUGCUAAUAUAUUUGGAUCAUUAUUUUCUGCAUAUCCGACUACAGGAUCCUUUUCUAGGUCAGCGGUGAAUAGUGAAAGUGAAGCGAAGACUGGCCUAUCAGGUCUUGUAACAGGAAUCAUCAUAGGAUGCUCUCUACUGUUCUUGACCCCAGUGUUUAAAUAUAUACCACAGUGUGCUUUAGCAGCAAUAGUGAUCUCUGCUGUUAGUGGCUUGGUGGACUACGAAGGUGCUAUAUUUUUGUGGCGUGUGGACAAGAGAGAUUUUACUCUUUGGACCAUCACUAGCACCACCACUCUGUUCUUUGGAAUAGAGAUUGGAGUCCUCGUUGGUGUCGGUUUUUCACUUGCAUUUGUUAUACACGAGUCUGCAAACCCUCAUAUUGCCGUUUUGGGCCGUCUUCCAGGAACCACUGUGUACAGAAACAUGAAGCAGUAUCCAGAAGCGUACACUUACAAUGGGAUUGUGAUUGUUCGAGUCGAUGCUCCCAUAUAUUUUGCCAACAUAAGCUACAUCAAAGACAGGCUAAGAGAAUAUGAAGUAGCUUUUGAUAAACACACUAAUAAAGGACCAGAGGUGGAGAGGAUCUACUUUCUUAUCCUGGAAAUGUCUCCUGUCACAUACAUAGACUCAAGCGCCGUGGAAGCCUUGAAAGAACUGUACGAGGAGUACAAAACAAGGGACAUUCAGCUUGCAGUUUCGAACCCGAACAAAGAGGUUCUCUUGACUCUAGCAAGAUCAGGGAUCGUGGAGCUUAUUGGCAAAGAAUGGUACUUUGUGAGAGUACACGAUGCUGUCCAAGUUUGUCUUCAUUACGUCGAGAGCAAGAACCAGACACCCACGAAUGUUGAAGAGAGCAGCAGCUCAAGUUUAUGGAGAAGGUGUAAUGCGAAAAACUCAUCACACACUGAAGUUGAACCUGAUAGUAAGCUUGUUUUAAAGGAACCAUUGUUGUUCAACGACAAAUAAAACAUUCAUUCCGAUUAACACUUGCACCUUAGAUAAAAUAGUUUUUCAAGAACUCAGUUAUUAUUCUGUUACAAAUUAUGAGAAUUAUUACAUUGAUGAUUAUACUGUUAUAUUUACAUCAUUUAAAAUUAUUUUAUAUGAAUUUACAUCUACAGUUUUAUUUUAAGUAUGGUGCACAUUUUUGUUUUAUUUUUUGAAAAAAUUGGCUUAGUUGUUAAAAAUUGUUUUUAAGAUUCGAAAUGCAUCAGUCAAAAAAAAAAUUAUCGAAAAGCAGUUUUUUAAUGUAAAAAUAUUAUAAAUUGUUAAUAAAACUAUUGGAUUAAAGAGGACCGCUACACAGAAUAUAUAAAAAGAAAAUGUUCAUGACUCAUGAGUUGUUAGAACUUAGAAAUUAUUAUGUCAAGGACUUAAGAACGAAUCUAUCUAUAUAUAUAUAUAAUUGUUUGCCUCACUUCUAGGUUAUCCAGCUGAAAAUUCGUUUUCUGAGAGACAACACGUGUCCCCUUGUGCUAACGCUGCGAUUCAUUUAAUUGGAAAUCAUAUUGGGUUUUCGUGUGUUGUGUAUUUGUCCAAUAAUUAUGGGCUUAAUGUUUUUUUUUGUUACGGCCAUGAGUAAACAUCAUGGAUACGACACUCACUCUCAAUCUUUAAUUAGAUUUCAUAUUAGCAGAAUAAAAUAUUUUUAAAAAAUGGUAAAAUGCAUAAAAUUUAUAUAGUUAUAACAUACAAAGUAAUAGCUAGAUUCUAAAUUUGAUUUGUUGUCUAUCAAUUUAUUUCUUUUAAAUAUUAGUUAUAAGUAAAUUAUUCUAAUAAAUGUGAAUUACUGAACCAAUAAAUAAAAAAUUAACUAUUUAUAUAUUUUUAGCAAAAAGAUGUAGAUUGGUUUAUUUUGAAUUUUAAAAUGAAUAAUCAUGUUAAUAUGUUAAUACAUAAAUAUACAAAUAUUUUAAUAAGAAUAAAAAAUAAAAACCCACGUACAAUGUUGAAAAACUAUAUAAAAUAAUCAAUAUUUUGAGUAUUAAAUCUAACCACGACAAUAAAAACUGAAAUCUACUUACUAUAUAUAAGAAAAGUUGAGCAAACAUUUAAGAAAACGUAUAAUACCAUUUAAAUCAUGAACAUCAUGUCAUACUAAUACAAACUUAUAAUCUCUAAUAACACUAAUAAAAAAAUAAAAAAAUAAAAGAGUUUAGUUAGACUUAUGUGAAGAUGAUAUAAAAAUAUUUGUUCAUUAUAAAAAACAUAAGAAAAAGGAAAGAUAAUAAUAAAAUAGUACAAUGUCAGAAAAUGUAUUUGAAAACAAAUAAAAAAAACAUAAACAAGUUAGAAAAAUAAACAACAUCCAACAUUAACUAAAAUGAAUGUAAUAUCCUUCAUCACUUAAAAUUUUCUAAUAAAGAAAUAUCAUUAUUAUAUACAUCACUUACAAAUGCAAAUGCAAAUCUAAAACACAAACCACAAAAUCAUACAAAGGAAUAAAAACCGAAAUCAUAAAUAAAGUAUAUCCCGUCCGUAGUGCGGACCGACUCUAGUAUUAUAUGAGAAAAUGGUCAUGGCUGUUCUCUUUUUGAAACGCCGCCCCACAUUCAUAUAUUUCCCGUCACCACGUGAUUCUUUCAAGUUACAUGUACAUAAUAAUAUAUUUUAUAUAGUAAUUUAAGAUGAAACAUUGUAUUUUUUUUUUGUUUUUUUCUUUACAUAAUAAUAUAUUUUAUAUAGUAAUAUAUAUAUGUGAAUAUAUACUUGAAUAUUUAGGUAAAAUAUAAUUAUAAAAAUUAAAGUGAUACAUUUUUCAAAAAAAUUAAAAUGAUAUAAAAAUAAUAUUAAUAUAAUUAUAUGUAAGUUACUAAAUCAUAAAAACUAAAAUAAAAAAUAAAUAGCAUUUUAAAAUUUUGAAUAAUAGAAUAAUAGAAUAUCAAAUAUGAGGUUUUACUAUUCAUACCUUUAAAAUUAGAAGGUUUAAAAAUCUGUUAAAAAGUUAAAAUUCUCAAAAU